Thermothielavioides terrestris NRRL 8126 is the source of this 2303-nucleotide messenger RNA. RefSeq lists its product as uncharacterized. The record is from RefSeq and is a predicted model, not a curated record. The coding region runs from base 126 to 2192 and encodes 688 amino acids. Gene Ontology annotation, biological process: regulation of transcription by RNA polymerase II. Gene Ontology annotation, cellular component: mediator complex. Gene Ontology annotation, molecular function: transcription coregulator activity. NCBI's taxonomy places the organism in Eukaryota, Fungi, Ascomycota, Sordariomycetes, Sordariales, Chaetomiaceae. The transcript is spliced from 2 exons.
UUGAGGUGGUGAAAGCCGUGGCGGACUCACGGAAUUAGAAACCCAUUGAGAAGCCACCCUGCUCUCGACCAUUUCAACGACUUAGACCCGACUUCGCGAGAACAGCGUGUGCAACACCAGCAGCCAUGUCGUCGACACCCACGCCCGGGAAACUCCCCGUGUCGCAGCAGGGCCGGACGCCCUCGCAGCCGCAACACGGAGCUGCGGCGACUCCCCAAGUCUCAACGCCCUUCUCAGUCGCACAGGCCGCGUUUUCGCCCCAUGGGCCGCGGUCGUCGCCCCAGCAGGUAAAGAAAUCAUCGCCCGCGACCAUGGCUUCGGCGAACCUGGGCCGCCCCAGCGCGCCCGUGAACUUCGCCAGUCCGUCCGCUGACGCCGCCAUCGGCUCCAUGGAACUGGGAGCCGGCUUGGAUAUGGGCCUCCGCAGUCUCGGCACCUUGGGCAGAGCCAGCGACGACGAGAGGGCGAGGCGCUUGGACGCCGUCAUCUCCAUCCUCAGUCGGAAUAAAGGCCUCGUCAGUGAGGCCGGACUGGAGAGGCUGGUGCAAAAGCUCGAGCUGGAAUCCGUGUGGGAGAACUCCAUGGACAGCAGCGACAAGCGGACCCUCUACAUUGCCGGGUCCGCCCUAGAGCUUGUCGUCGAGUUUUCGAACAACGUCGUCCAGUCGGCCGUCCUGAGCUUCCCGGAGUCGGCCGAGAUCGUAAACAAACAUGCCAAAGCUGCCGGCGAGAUCCUUUGGAACGCACUGCGGCUUCGCGACGGCCAGAGCCCGCUGACCAAAUCACUGGCGCCCUUCGCCGCCAACUUUGAGCGCCUCGCUGCACUGGACAGGCUGAGCAUCAACCCCGGACUUAAUUUGUACGAGGCUGUAGCCGGCAUCUACGAGAGCCUCAGCCGCCUCCACACGUGGGAGCUGCAAAAACUUCGCCAGGAGCCCUCGCUCGAGGGCAAGAGCGACGCGGCCCUCGAGAACCUCGUCCUCUGCACGAAGAGCGGGACGCCGGCCAUGAACGCGAGAGGUCGCGUGGGCAUGACGCUCGACUACUGGCGGGAGAAGAGGCUUCAGCCGGUGCCCCCAGACUUGGCUGCGUGGGUGGACGAGCACGAGACCAUCUGGAGCAUCCUCAUCGGCUGUGCUCCGCUCAGGGAGAUUGGCGUCAGCCCGGUCCGCAUCUCAGACAGGUGGAUCGGCCCCAACGUCGAGAAAACUCCGCUUCCGGAUGAGCUGCAUACGGGUGGUCCAGUCAUCGACUGGCUGGAGCCCGACAGUACGCUUCUCCCCGCCUCUGAUCCGACAAGGCCCGAUCCGAUGCAGCCCGAUGCGUCACUGCUGGGGCCGCGCCUGCCCGAGGUCGUGUUCCACGCCACUUUCGAGCCUCCUGUCCAUAUCCCACUCAACCUAUGGCAGCACCUGCAAGAGCUAGGCUGUGCGAUGGACGAACCCGCUGGUGCGGACGUGCAGUCCUUUGACAGCCUCAUCGUUCCCUCUCCGCCAGGACAAGCCUCCGAUAUUACAGAGACGAGAAUCGUCACCUUCGACAAGAAAACGUCGUUCGCCCCGCCAAAUGACCCGACAAAAGUGUCGUCGAGGACUCAUGCGAAUACGCUCGUGGUCCAUAAGGCGGUCCUCAGUCGGACGCUGUCCGGGCUCGCCUUCUCACACCCGCAGCAGCUGGUUGCCGUGCUCCCCUUCCUUCGGCAGUACAUCUUUCUGGCCGUGCUGCUUGAACACAGCUUUAAGGAGGCGCCCAAUGCUGGUGCACUGGACGGGUCCCGGACAUCCUCCACCCCUAACGGCCGAACCGCUGCCACCAAGGACGCAACAACAUCUACUGCCACUACAGCAACAACAAACCAAGACGACCUCCACGAUUUGAUGGCCAAAGCAGCCGAGGAACCACCGGCCAGCGACGCGGGGAAGCCACUCAAGAUCGAUAUCUAUCUGACCCUCACCACCGUGCCAAGAUUGCAGGUCAUCUUCCCAUUCCGGAGUGAACACCAACUGGCUAGCGUCACGCUCGAGAUCCAAGAGAACGGCCGGGUGAGGGUAGUCGAGCAGAAUGUGCUCGACGACAGCAACAUGGUGGCGCCCAACGGCCGCCAGAGGCGCGUGGAGGACAUCGGGGCGCUGCUGGAAUAUUUUGAGGACAUUGGCAAAUGGGUUGAGUUCAUGAGGACGCGGUGGACAUGAGCUUCGCUCCUGUCUUUGCGCUACCUUUUCUUCCUCUCUCCCCGUCUUGGGAGGCAUGAUGUCGACGGGAGGAUCUCAGCAGCUCCAAGACAUGUACAGAAUACAGAAACG